Molecule: messenger RNA, 4997 nt
Organism: Corythoichthys intestinalis (scribbled pipefish)
Lineage: Eukaryota; Metazoa; Chordata; Actinopteri; Syngnathiformes; Syngnathidae
Gene: myom1a
Product: myomesin 1a (skelemin)
Exons: 37
Coding region: 241-4746 (1501 amino acids)
Molecular function (GO): kinase binding
Source: RefSeq, a predicted model, not a curated record
GAAAUUUCAGGAUACAGAAGGCAAAAGUACAGUACGGGCUGCUACUUGCAGCUUCCUCAGUUUACUCAACGUAACGUACUGAUAGCUGCUUUGCCAUUGGCUAUUGCCUAGCAUCUUCCUGGUAUCCUAUUGGCUAAGAGGGACCUCUACUGUAUGUGUGUAUCCCAGCGUCCUCUUCAUUUGCCCCUCAACUUUAUAAUUAAGUGAGUGACGUUUUAAAGACGUUGCAGAGCGGCCCUCAUGAUGUCAGAAUCACUGCAAGUGUCACAGAAGGAGCAGCAGCUGCAGCUUCAGCAUCACAAGGAGCAGCAUCAAAAGGCGCUUCACCGUCAUCACCAGAGUCAUCGGGAACAACAUCAGCAGCAUCGCCAUGAAAGCAGCAGUUUCUUGAGCACCAAGUCUUCCAUCAACAAGCAGUCCGUCUCCACUUAUAAGACCACCACUCGUCGUGUGAAAACAUCUGUGAAGACUGAGAAAAAGGGUCUGGAGCAGGUGGUAAAGUCGCUGAGUCCGCUACCCAAGCGAGCCAAGCGUACUUAUCUGGCUACCGACUUGGACAAGGAAGUCAUUGGCUAUGUGAUUCCAAUUUUCCGAGCCAACCACGAAGAAGUGCGCGGGCUGAUGGAGGCUCGUGAAGAAGACGUCACCGAGGAGGGCAUUAACUACGUGGCCAUGAGGAACCUGUUUGUCCGCGAGUCCAGGGAGGCGAUGGAGGUCAGGGUGGAGAAGAAGAGCAGGACCACACGAAUCCGAGAGUCUGCAGAGCGUGUGGAGCUUAACAGGACUUUGGAUGAGUGGACGGAAUUCCGCAAGAAAAUGAAUCCGGAUAGCCUGACACACCCACCGGAGAUGACCACCAAGCCCCGUAGUCAGACUGUGUGGGAGGGCCAGACCAUCAGGCUGCACUGCACCGUGGCAGGGUGGCCCAGACCAAGGAUUGCCUGGUACAAAAACAACGUACUGAUUGAUGCCAAAGCACGCUCCGAGAAAUACACCAUGGAGAGCAAUUACAACAUGCACUACUUGGAGAUCAAGAACUGCGACUUCCUCGAUACGGCCGCAUAUCGCGUGUCUGCGCUCAACGUGAAAGGAGAAAUGUCCUGCGUGGCCACUGUGGUUGUCAAACGCUUCCAGGACGAAGAAAGAGAUCUGAUUGUGACCGAACCUCGCGGUUUCUGCACUGAGCAUGGCGUCACGUUCAGGACAACCAUCCUGGACAAAUUCCAGGUAGCCUUUGGUCGCGAAGGCGAGACGCUGAGCCUGGGUUGCACCGUCAUUGUGUAUCCUACCGUCAAGAACUACAAGCCCGAAGUGGUGUGGUACAGAAACGGUUUGCCCCUAAAGGCAUCGCAAUGGGUGCACACUCAGUGGGCCGGACAACGUGCCACCCUCACUCUGGUCCAUCUCAACAAGGAAGACGAGGGCAUGUACACUAUGCGUGUCAUCACCAAGUCUGGCUAUGACACUUACUCUGCUUAUGUGUUUGUCAGAGAUGCCGAUGUGGAGGUAGAGGGGGUUCCUGUGGCCCCCCUGGAUGUGCGCUGCCAUGAUGUCAACAAGGACUACGUAGUGGUGACCUGGAAGCAGCCCGCCAUGGAGGGCAGCAGCCCCAUCUUGGGCUACUACGUUGACAGGUGUGAGGUGGGGACGCACCACUGGGCGCAAUGUAACGACACCCCGGUCAAGUACGCCCGCUUCCCCGUCACGGGCCUGGUAGAGGGGCGCUCCUACGUUUUCAGGGUGACCGCCCUGAAUAAGGCGGGUGUGAGCCGUGCGUCACGCAUCUCUGAUGUUGUGAUUGCCAUGGAUCCUUUCGACAGGGCCCGUCUGCUUGGGCCUUCUGCGCCAUGGACUGGCAUGAUCAAGUUCACAGAAGAGGAUCACACUGCUGGAGUGGUCCCAGGAGAACCAACUGACGUGGUGGUUACCGAGGCAACUAAGAGCUACGUGGUGCUUGCCUGGAAGCCCCCUGUCCAAAGGGGUCAUGAAGGAGUGAUGUAUUAUAUUGAGAAGUGCGUUUCAGGCUCAGACAUGUGGCAGAGGGUGAACACAAGCAUGCCCGUCAAGUCUCCUCGCUUCGCCUUGUUCGAUCUGUCCGAAGGUAAAUCGUACAGCUUCCGUGUGCGCUGCUGCAACUCUGCGGGCGUGAGCGAAGCCUCCCUAGCCACCAGUGAAAUCACUGUAGGAGACGUGCUCGACCUGCCUUCAUCUCCGGGCACACCCGUGGCCACCAGGAACACUAGCACCUCAGUAGUGGUCUCCUGGGAGGCCUCUAAGGAUGUAAAGAACCUGGUCGGCUACUACAUUGAGUACAGUGUUGUAGGCACGGACGUUUGGAUGCCGUGCAACAACAGGCCUGUGAAACAAACCAGGUUCGUGUGUCAUGGCCUCACUUGCGAAACCACGUGCGUGUUUCGAGUGAAGGCGGUCAAUGCCGCCGGCUACAGCCUGAGCUCCACCGCUUCCCAGCCGGAACUGGUGCGGGCAGCCAUUUCCGUCCCUGCGAUGCCGACUGGCGUGCGCUUGCUGGAAGCUGACAAGGACACAAUGGUGAUUGGCUGGAGCGAACCGGCCAACACUGGAGGAGCUGACAUCAGAGGUUACUUUGUAGACUACAGGACUGUGAAGGGACAAGUGGUCAGCAAGUGGCAUGAGCUCAACCUUCAGGCCUUGACUACCACCUCCUAUAAGGUUGAGAACCUGAAGGAGAAUGUAGUUUACCAGUUCCAGGUACGCGCCAUGAACAUGGCAGGUGUGAGUGAUGGCUCCGUGCCCAGUGCAGCCCUGGAGUGCCAAGAAUGGACCCUUACUGUGCCAGGCCCUCCCGUUGGGCUUCAUGUUCUGGAGGUCCGGGACUCCUCCAUGGUUGUGCUGUGGGAGCCACCUUCAUUCGACGGUCGAUCUCCUGUCAAUGGCUACUAUUUGGACGUCAAGGAGGCGUCAGUUGGAGAAGAAGGCUGGACGGCCGUCCACGAGAAGACGAACAAGUCCAGGUUUAUGAAAGUGAGCGGGCUACAGGCUGCUACGUCCUACGUCUUCCGUGUCCGUGCUCAAAACCUCGCAGGUGUUGGAAAUCCCUCCGCAGUCUUAGGACCCAUCCUGGCCGAGAGUCGCCCCGGCACCAAAGAGAUCUACGUGGAUGUAGAUGACGACGGCGUGAUCUCCAUGGUUUUCGAGUGCUCUGAGAUGAGUGAGGGCUGCGAGUUUGUCUGGUCCAAGAACUACGAGGCCAUAAAAGAUACCUCCAGAUUGACUAUCAUCAAUGAGAAGGGCAGGUCCAGAGCUAUCUUUAACAACCCCUCCCUGGAGGAUCUAGGAAUUUUCUCCUGCGUGGUCACCAACAUGGAAGGCAUCUCGUCCAGCUACGAGCUCACUGAGGAAGGUUUGAUGCGUCUGCUGGACAUCAGCCAUGACCACAAGUUCCCUGUUAUUCCAUUUAAGAAUGAAAUGGCCAUGGAGUUACAAGAAAAGGGCCGGGUGCGCUUCUGGACUCAAGUGGAGAAGUUUACCAAGGAUUGUCAAGUGGAGUAUGUUUUUAACGAUAUCAUCAUUCAUCAAGGAGAGAAAUACACCAUGAACUUUGACAAGACCACAGGAAUCAUCGAAAUGUUCAUGGACUCACUGGAAGUCACGGACGAGGGGACGUUCACCUUCAAUUUGGUUGAUGGAAAAGCAAAGGGUACCACCAGUCUGGUGCUCAUCGGAGAAGAGUUCAGAGCGCUGCAGAAAAAGUCCCAGUUUGAGAGGGCCGAAUGGAUCAGGAAACAAGGUCCUCACUUUAUCGAGUACUUGGACUUCACCGUCACCCCGCAGUGUGAUGUGCUGCUCCAAUGCACGGUAGGAAACAUGAAGGCGGACACACAGAUUAUCUGGUACAAGGACAGCAUCCCGAUCGGUGAGCGCGAUGAGGCCGCCAAGAAGCUGGAGAAGAAGGAUGGCAAGCUGAUCUUUAAUAUCGGAAAGAUUUCAAAGAAUGACGUGGGCAUCUACGAGGUGUACCUGAGAGAUGAAAGAGGCCAAGACAAGAGCAGGUUCGAUAUGACCGAUGCAGGUUACCAGACUGUAAUGAAUGAGCUGUUCAGAAUGAUUGCCAACUCUUCCUCUCAAAUCAAAGUCACCAGCACGGAACACGGCAUCAUCCUCUCCUCCGAUGUCACAUACUACCACGAGGAACAGCGUGUCACCUGGCUGCACAAGGACGCCAAGAUUGCCGCUUCCGAGCGCGUGAAGGCUGGAGUGACGGGCGAGCAGCUGUGGCUCAAAAUCAACGAGCCCACCGAGAAGGACAAGGGCAAAUACACCAUUGACCUGUUUGACGGAAAGGAUGGCGUGAAGCGGGUGGUUGAGCUGUCUGGAAAAGUGUGGGAGGAAGCGUUUGAGGAAUUCCAGAGGCUUAAGGCGGCAGCCAUCGCAGAGAGAAAUCGCGCCCGUGUUAUUGGAGGCCUUCCAGAUGUGGUUGCAAUCCAAGAGGGCAAGUCUCUUAAUUUAACUGGCAACGUGUGGGGCGAGCCCACGCCCGAGGUGAGCUGGACCAAAAACGAGCGGGAGUUGGUGGCCGACGAACGCUACGUGCUUAAGUUCGAGCACGGCAAGUACGCCAGCAUCGCCAUCGACGCCGUCACCCGCACUGACUCGGGCAAGUACGCGCUGGUGGUGCGCAACAAGUACGGCACGGAGGCCGGCCAGUUCACGGUCAGCGUGUACAACCCGGAGGAUGACGAAAAGGAAGAGGAGGAGAAGAAGUAGGAGGACUGAGGGAGGAAAGGGCUCAAGAAAAAGUUGGAUGAUUGACAGCAACGCAAUAUUUUCUUAGCAUGUUGGUAUUUGAGUAACCUUUGAAAACAGGUUGGUACACAAAGACAGGAAAGAAUAAAGGAAAUGCUGAUAUCUUCAUCCUAUGUUUUUUUUUGUCAUUGAUAAAAUGUGACAUGUGGCACAGAGUGGCCAACUUCACGUGGGCAAAAAUAAUUUUCAUGUCAUUUAAAAAAAAAAAAAAA